AUGUUUAAUCCGCGGUUUUUGGUGAUUAGCUUAGGCAAUCCCUUGCCAAAAUAUCCCAGCCUCCACUCAGCUGGCCACUUCUCACUCAAUGGCCUCGUCAAAGCCCUCAAGCAGCCAGGUUUUCGCGAGAUGAAAAUAGGAAAGCAGACAUGUCUCGUCUCUCAAGGGCCAAAAUAUACACUGGUGCAGUCACCAACCCUGAUGAACGUCUCAGGACCAUUUGUUGCAAAGGCAUGGCAAGAGAUGGUCAAACAGCAUGAUGCAUCAUCAACAAGUCUUGUCAUCAUUCAUGAUGAAUUAGAAAGAGCCUUUGGCGAUGUCAGACUCACACCUUGGGAUCGCAGCCACCGUGGUCACAACGGGUUGAAAAGUGUCAAGAAGUCAAUAUCCCAAAACAAGUUUCCGGAGUCACCGUUUGCACGUAUUGCAAUUGGCAUAGGUCGCCCAGAAGAGCGAGAUGCGGCCACGGUCAGCAAGUACGUCUUAGAUCCGAUUUCAGUCAACCAACGAAGAGUCCUAGAGGAAGUCGUCCCUUUGGAUGUUGCCAAGAGACUGGUAGAGCUCGAAGAUGAGUGGAAGGAGGAAAUAGAAACCUGA
Molecule: messenger RNA, 597 nt
Organism: Pochonia chlamydosporia 170
Lineage: Eukaryota; Fungi; Ascomycota; Sordariomycetes; Hypocreales; Clavicipitaceae
Product: mitochondrial peptidyl-tRNA hydrolase
Exons: 1
Coding region: 1-597 (198 amino acids)
Molecular function (GO): peptidyl-tRNA hydrolase activity
Source: RefSeq, a predicted model, not a curated record